UCGGUCAAUCAGAAUCUCGAGAAUGGAUACGAUGAUUUGCGUACCAUAAUGGAUAGCUCCGGCGUGGAUGUGUGGACCCUUAUCGACACAGCAAUUGCUGUAGCUUCCAAAGAUUACGGCAGCGAUCUGAAGAAACACCGAGACGGUAUCGUUGAGCGUCUCUACACGGCAACUGCGACUUCUUCAGCUCCUACUGUAGCUUAUUUGGGUCUGAGUUGGUUGGUUUGUCUUGUACAGUCGAAAGAUAGCUUGGUUGGACUGCUUCAAGGUCUCGCAGACAUGGAUAUAACUUUCCAAGCUCUCAAGGAAACUGAUAUUGGGAGACAUGUUAAGUGA
Messenger RNA from Cannabis sativa, 336 nucleotides. Its product is annotated as probable mediator of RNA polymerase II transcription subunit 26c. The transcript has 2 exons. NCBI's taxonomy places the organism in Eukaryota, Viridiplantae, Streptophyta, Magnoliopsida, Rosales, Cannabaceae. Bases 49 to 336 code for a protein of 95 amino acids. The record is from RefSeq and is a predicted model, not a curated record.